AUGAACAUCUGUGCUCUAACUAUAUGUCUGGCUAAAAAUCCGAUGACCAAGCAAUGCGAAUUGGCUGAACCAAGCUGCGUCCAGCUUAAAUGUGCUCCUACUGAAAUGAUCAUAUUCCUACGGAAAGAGCUCUUCGACGUGGACUUCGAUUUUGUAUGCCAGGAUUCUAAAACCACUGAAACUGACAGUGGCUGGCUCUUGACUGUUCCUCUCGGAGCCUGUGGAAUGCAAGCGGAACAUGUUGGGGACCAUAUUCGAUUUCAACUUGUUAUCAAAGCAACUGAUGAUGAGAAAGAGGUCUUUUUCCAGUCAGAUUUCAAACCUCAAGUGACUACAACUUGCAAUUUUAAAUCACAGGCAACGAUAAAAUCUUCACGAAUGUUCUCCAAUUCUCUCUCUGACCUUUCUGCUUCAUCAGACCAAACCAUCUACUCUUGGGAAAAAUCAGUCAGUCUCAAGUUCAAAAACGGCGAGUCUGGAGAAGAACCGCUCCACUUCGGCGAUGAGAUUCUAGUGGAAACGGAGUGGGCCCAAAGCGUCAGGAAGAAUUUUCCUGUAGAUUUUAGUCUGAAAAAUUGCUACGUCGAGUCUGAAAAUGGAGAAUUCGAAAUUAUUCGUGAUGGCUGCCCCGCUAGAAUCGUCAAUGGCAAACUGGAAAACUCACUGCGACAAAAAACAUUACGAUGGAAAUCGUUUUCGUUUCAAGAAAAAAAUCACGAGCCACAAAAAUUACGCUGUACUGUUUCUUUCUGUCUUCGGGACAAUUCUUGUCUGGUCAAAACUUGCUGA
Molecule: messenger RNA, 789 nt
Organism: Oikopleura dioica
Lineage: Eukaryota; Metazoa; Chordata; Appendicularia; Copelata; Oikopleuridae
Source: the annotation of a GenBank genome assembly